AAGGACAAUCAUUUACUUAAUCUAAAGGUUAUGAGACUUAGUAAACCUCAUAUACCAACUAAUAAUGCAGUAUUAUGUGAGAGAGAUGAUAUAAUGAAUGAUAUAUUACUGCCUUCAUCUGUACAGUUAGGUAAUAAUGAUACGAAUGGUGGAGGUAUCGAAGCAUUGGGUAUAUCAUCAAUGCUACUACUUCAAUCUGGUAUCAUCUACCUCGGAGAGAUCUUCACCAGCUACAUCACACUCAACAAUCAUUCUACUCAAGACGUCAAUAAUGUCUUUAUCAAAGUUGAGCUACAGACCACUACACAGAGGAUACCUUUGCUAGACUCUGAACAGAAUCCAAUCAAGAAGUUUGGCCCAGGCUUCAACAGCGACUUUGUUGUACAGCGUGAGGUCAAGGAGUCUGGUCCCAACAUUCUAUGCUGCGCUGUCAACUAUACUACACUGGAGGGCGAGGUACGCAAGUUUAAGAAGUUCUUCAAGUUCCAGGUCAUGAAUCCACUGAUCAUCAAGACAAAGAUACAGAACCUACCAAAUUUACUAUUUCUGGAAGCAUGCUUGGAGAAUGCAACACAAGGCUCAUUGUUCAUUGAGUCAAUAGCGUUUGAACCGACAGAGUUGUUCACUGUAACACCAAUCAAUGAUAAUACAGUCAGUGGUAUGACGAUCCCUGGCAGCACAUCAUCCAAUCCAACUUCACCGACUGUAGCCUCAGCGGCAUCCAAUCCAAUCAAAAGCAGCUUAGAUCCAUCAAUGAUAUUGGCAGAGUUGAGAGCUGCUUCCAAUGUUGUAUUUUUAAAGGAGGGCACUAGCAGACACUACCUGUUCAAGAUAGCGCCAAAGGACCCAAAUGACUUUGACACAAAGAACUCACCAUCGUUGGGCAAGUUGGACAUCACUUGGAGAUCAUAUCUUGGAGAGAUUGGAAGACUGAAGACAGCGUUCAUUCAACGCAAGGUCAACUUGGAGGAUGUAGAGUGCAUACUCACAAAGAUACCAAAGGUGGAGUUGGAGAAACCAUUCGUUGUGACAUCGAGGAUAAUCAACAAGACCAACAGAAUACUUCAUCCACUGUUUGUGCUGGUCAGGAACAAGAUGGAGGGCAUCCUCAUCAAUGGCCAUCUGCCAAGGAUUGGCGCACUGCAGCCAAACAGCUCAUUGGACAUUGACAUUGAGAUGUUCCCAUUGAAGCCUGGCAUGCAACAAAUUGCUGGCUUGGCCAUCAAACUACUGGAGACAUCACAGUCGGAUAGCUCAUCAUCGCUGAACAACCUCACAUCAUCUUCGUCAUCACUCGCAUCGUCUGUGGGCGGCGUCGGUGGUGUCGCGGCUGGUGCGCCACCCGCCGCACCCAAGAACUACUAUGAGCUUGGCGUGUUGGCUGAUGUCUUUGUCGAGAACAACAAUGCAUCAUCGUCAACAACACAACCAUUCUUCCAAGAGGUGUCCAAGGGCAAUCGCAACUCCAUCUUCCCC
This is a messenger RNA of Acytostelium subglobosum LB1, 1476 nucleotides long. RefSeq lists its product as hypothetical. The transcript is spliced from 6 exons. The annotation marks the transcript as partial. NCBI's taxonomy places the organism in Eukaryota, Evosea, Eumycetozoa, Acytosteliales, Acytosteliaceae. The record is from RefSeq and is a predicted model, not a curated record. Gene Ontology annotation, cellular component: TRAPPIII protein complex.